Hemiscyllium ocellatum (epaulette shark) is the source of this 1693-nucleotide messenger RNA. It is a transcript of the gene cnmd, whose product is annotated as chondromodulin. The record is from RefSeq and is a predicted model, not a curated record. NCBI's taxonomy places the organism in Eukaryota, Metazoa, Chordata, Chondrichthyes, Orectolobiformes, Hemiscylliidae. The transcript has 7 exons. The coding region runs from base 62 to 1171 and encodes 369 amino acids. Gene Ontology annotation, biological process: negative regulation of endothelial cell proliferation; negative regulation of angiogenesis.
GUUGUUGCCUACUGUAAGGAGACUGAACUUUUACACAGAGGGUCAGUGCGGAGCUGACACCAUGGUAGAAACAUCAGAAAAAGUGCCCAUAGCCCUGGCAGGGCCAGCCGACCUGGAGCAAUGCCUCCCGCCUGCGUACGCCGUGGCUGUGACAGCCCCCGGGAGCAGCAGCAGCAGCAGCCGGAGUGGGCGCCUGCUCAAGGUCGGAGCCGUGAUCCUCAUCACCGGAGCUGCCUUGCUAGUCCUCGGAGCGAUUGGAGCUUUCUACUUCUGGAAGGUCAAUGACAAAAACAUAUACAAUAUGCAUUAUAGCAUGAGCGUCAAUGGAAAGGUUAAAGAUGGAUCUCUGGAAAUUGACACUGAGAACAACCUUGAAACAUUCAGGACUGGAAGUGGCAGUGAAGAGGCAGUGGAGAUUCAUGAUUUUCAGACUGGAAUUACAGGAAUUCACUUUGCUGGAGGAGGGAAGUGUUACAUCAAAGCCCAAGCUAAAGCACACCUGCCUGAUAUUGAGAACAUGAAAACUGAAGCAAUUGCACUUGAGCUUGAAGAUGAAAUCAUGCCUGCGAAGUUUGAAGAAGAAUCUCUCAUCUGGGUUGCUGCAAAACAGCCAGUCAAAGAUCAUGGCUUCUUGAGUCCUAAGAUUUUGGAAUUGUGUGGUGCUCUGCCUAUAUACUGGCUGCGUCCAAUGUAUACAAAAGAAGGUCAAAGGAAGAGACGAUCAGUGGAUGAUGAGAGACCUCGAAUAUUUGAACCUUACUACAAUGAGUAUGACUAUGGCAUUGGUGCUGUAGACGAAUAUGGCCAAGUUGUGGGCGCAGCUGCUGAAGUUGACAUUGACACAGCUGAUGUCCAAGCUCAGGAUGCAAGAGCAGAACCAAGAGUAAAUGACACAGCUCCAGAAGAAGGGGUUCCAUCUACUUUCAAUGCAGAAAACCCCUAUCAUCGAAUCUUAGAAGGUGAGAGUGGCACCAUGACCUUUGACCCUAUGCUGGAUCACAACGGAAUCUGUUGUGCUGAGUGCAGGCGCAGUUAUUCACAUUGCCAGCGCAUAUGUGAACCCUUGCGUGGCUACAUCCCCUGGCCUUAUAAUUAUCGAGGUUGCCGUGUUGUUUGUAGAUUAAUCAUGCCAUGCUCCUGGUGGGUAGGACGCAUACUUGGUUUGGUAUAAGCUGCUGAAGGAGCCCCAUUUUUGAAAGUGGAACCCAAUGGAUAAUAAUUAUUGGCUAUGAAUUUUCAUACAUGAUUAUUGUUGGAAGGAAUUUCUGAGAAGAGUUGCAAUUUAAAGUGCCUUUGUUAAAAACUAUCCAUUAAUGCACCUCAGUGUCUGACCACAUAUUUUCUGCAGAUGUAAUGUUUAUAGAGUUUGGUUUAAAAAUUGAAAUAUUCCAAACCCAUCUAAAUUGUGUAAAGCUACAUGUGGUUAGACCAAAAGUAUAAUUACUUAAAAUGAUCCUGUUUAUUUAGAACAUUGUACAGACAUUAGAAAUUGUGCAAUAAAGCAUGCAGCAACAUGUAUGUGUGCUUAGAUCCUUAUCUGUACAGAUAAUAUGAUCCAUUGGUGGUGUAUAUGUAACUCUAAGAUUAAAAAGGCCAAUGAAUACAAUAGAACUAGCUGACUAGGACUGUUAAAUGCUUUUUGUUAUUAAGUUUCUAAAAUUUUCAAUUCCAAUUAUUAAAGAAUGUCAUGCAU